Messenger RNA from Closterium sp. NIES-67, 895 nucleotides. NCBI's taxonomy places the organism in Eukaryota, Viridiplantae, Streptophyta, Zygnematophyceae, Desmidiales, Closteriaceae. The record is from the annotation of a GenBank genome assembly.
CGCCCUUUUCUGCUCCUACUUGCCAAACCUACGCAUCCACAGCAGCACCCAUUUGAUCGUGCUUUCUACUCGCAGUACUACCAGCCAGUGUUUACCAGCCUUCUAAAUCUCUCAUAGUCUAAGAGCAUCCCAGCUAGUGAUUACUAAGGCUCUGACUUUCAUUAGCAACUGCGAUGGCGAUUUCCAUGCAGAACGGCCUCGUGUCCUCCUUCCUCCAGAACCCCGCAUCCCCGCAGUCCAUACGCAUCGCCACCAACGCUCCUGCCAGCCGUCGAUGCACCACGUUAUCUAUGGCCACGCCGCCGUCACCGCGACAGGGCGGCGGGUCCCUCUCCAUGCACGCACCUCCCGCGAGUCUCAUCGGGUCCCGGCACGAAUCUUCCAAGCACGGCGACGCGCCUUCGGGAAUCUCUUCCCCCAUGAACCGCGCCGAUGACGCUGGCAGGCUAUCCUCUCAGCUCACCGCCAGUGGCGCCGGGAAGCGGCACUCACACUCCUCCGUGACGUCAUCUGCGUCUCUAUUGGGUAACGGAUCGAGCUCUCCCGACGAAUUGCCUAUUCAGAUCAGCGCCUCGGUGGCGAGCAAAUUCACGCCGGAAAAAGCCCGCCUGCUGCGCCAGAAGAUGCGCGAAAGCGAGUCGUACCACGACAGGAUGUAUCACUCGGGUCUCGCCUCUCGGUUGGCGUGAGAUUACCUCCUUGUACUUAUAUCUGGCCUGACAACGGACGUGCCAUGCCAGCAUGUACAGCGGAAAAGGUCCUUACGUGUAGAGAGCUCUCUAUUAGGGAGUACAUACAAUUUUUGCUAGCAUCCUGGUCGACGCAGUGCUUUAUUGAUUUAUUCAUUGUUCUAUGGCACAAUGCUUAUGCCAGUAUACGAUUGUUCUCUCCCAGU